AUGUCGCUCGCAGGCGAUGAUCGUCACUCGUCCAGGGCACUCAAACGAGCUGCCCAAAAGAUCGACAAGGCAAAUGGGUACCUCGUCAAAGCUCAUUACGUCGAAGCAGAAGGGCUUUACACAGAAGAAGUCUUAACGAGAACGUCACCAGGUCAUGCUUGCGCUUUCAUCGGUAGGGCCCUUGCCCAUCUCCUGCUUGACUAUCCGGAGUUGGCCGCAAUGGAUGCAUACAGAGCCAUGCACGCUGCCAACAUUGGCAUGAUUGACGAGCAGGAGAACUUGUGGAGAGAUCAGAUUGAGCACUUUCUCAAAUACAUGAACAUAGCUGCAGAUGUUAGAGAAGAGCCUUGGACCUUGCCCCCAACAUGCUAUAUCGCUCGAGGGGAACUCCCAUGGCUGAACACGAAACUCGGAAGCAUCAGAAUCUUUCUCUCGGAGGUCGAUUUUCCAGACGACGUGGACAUUCUAGUACAGAACUAUUCCAAUUUCUGCUACGGUCUCAAAAUGAAAGCCCGGUACUUGUUAGCACUGUCGCUGUACCAGCUUGGUGGUGGUGCAGCUAAGUCUGCGCUCGACGUAAUGGUGGAUGCUCAUGACGAGGCUACUUGCUCAUCUGAUGAGCGUGAACAAUUAUUCAGCUUAGAGUCUGAGAUUUUCUCAAGUCUUGCCAAACAACAGAAAGAGGAGGCGUCCGCAGGGCUGAACUUGCAACGAAACACGUCUACUCCGUUGAUAAACGAACUCAUGGAAAUGAAGUACACGAGGAUACCCCGGUGUUUAUAUCCUUGGGACACUUACAACUAUAUCGAAACUACUGGAAAAUUCAAUGAAACGCUUAAGAAAUUGAACAAAUCUGCGCUCAAUGGCAAUAAGAAUGUCAGCAUUCGUGGUGAAAGCUUACAGGUGCUCAACCUCCAUCUCUGUGCCGAAGACAAUCUCACGGAAGAGGAGGAGCAAAUAUUCUGCGAGCGAUCUACAUGGAUGGUCGGGUCUGUCAGCACGAUUCUAUAUGGGAACGAUCCCACAUGUGAAGGCUGUUUCGCUAGUCUGACAGCAUCGCGAGAGCUGCUUGAAAAAGCUUACAGAGACGCCCUUUGCGUCAAUGAUAAGCGAGAUCCCACCUCGAGGUCACCAGGGCCUUCUAUGUCUCCCGAGCCAACCGCUCCUCCCGUGGUUGUAGGAGUCACCGAAGUCUCCGAGGACGACGAGGCUUACCAAGAUGACCAAGAUGAUUCGUUCACAACGAUAGCUGAAGGAUCAUUUGAAGCACCAACACAACGCACAGUUCAAAGGCUUACAGUCGAACCAUCAGAGGGAUUCAGCGUCUGCGACAGUUGUAUGGACGUACCUUUCUGCUGUAAAGAUUGUUGGGCGGCAACCACUGACCUGCAUCAUGCGGAUACCUGUGGCCUAAAGCUAGACGGGUGGAUACGUGACACCACGUCCCCAAAGGAAAUGGUUGGUGUACCAACUCCUCACGAGGCGCGUAUGUCGUCCUUAUUACUGCUCCGUAUAAUUGCUCAAACCAGUGGUACUAGGCAGCAUCCUUUGGCACAUGCCGGAGUACAGUUGCUUAAUCUUAAUUGCCAAGAAGCCCCGAGUCUAUAUCGACACUGUAACUUCACCCCAGCACCGUUGCACUAUACCUUUCCAGACAAGUAUAAUUGUAAAAAUCAAGCUCUCCGUUUCCCUGAAAGUCCUGGAUCGACAGAUCACCUUGCUCCAUGGCAUUUCGAUCUCAACAUUCGCAAACCCUUCGAGUUCCUGAUGAAGAUUGGCGGUGCCAAACUCGCGUUCGAAGUUAAAAACUAUGACGGCUGGAUGCUCAACACUAUGCUUCUCAAGAUCUGGGACAAUAUGGACACUACGAUUGGUGCUCGCUUUAAGAAGCUCUACAAUGAUGACGGUUCCAUCUGCUCACAACGACCGCUAGCGCGCUACAAAUCUGUCGCUGAGUACGUGAUGGGCGAGACACGGCAGCUAAUCCCUGGCAGAAUUUGGCAGGACGAGAAUUUCCGCGAGAAGCAGCUCUGGGUAGGCAGCCUGUAUCCGAUCGCGAGCAUACUACGAGUUGAAGGUCAAGGCAACCACGGACUGAAGGCAAAUUGCGUGCUCUAUGAGCGCAACGGACGUGUCGUCUGUCGAUCUAUUGGACGGAAUAAGGACGACCGGAAAGACAGUGCGAUGGCACACCCGAUUAAUACUGGUGAUGUACUAGUCAGAGAAUUCGUGAUUCGACCGUGGAUAGAGGAAAACGAUGACUUGGACGACAUACUUGAUGAUGCAAACACGAAGGCGUCGACAGAUAUCGAUAUGAGCGAGAGUAGAGAUUUCACUGUGAGGACGCCUGCAACUGUGAACGAGAGGAGGCUUCAAAGUGUGGAGACGAGGUUGAGAAGGGUCAUCAGUACGGAAAGAUACUCGAUCGAUGCCGUCAUGAUGGAUGCCCUCGAGGCCGAAGCAGCCCUGGCAGAGAUGUCGGUCGUCGCACCCGACGAGGACAUGCCUGACGUCGCUCCAUUACCGCCUCCCAGCCGGGGGAGUCCUGAGCACGAACGUGGCAAUACUUGUCAUUGCAUGUCUGGAGAAUAG
Messenger RNA from Pseudovirgaria hyperparasitica, 2592 nucleotides. RefSeq lists its product as uncharacterized. The record is from RefSeq and is a predicted model, not a curated record. Bases 1 to 2592 code for a protein of 863 amino acids. Lineage: Eukaryota; Fungi; Ascomycota; Dothideomycetes; Acrospermales; Acrospermaceae. The transcript has 2 exons.